AUGACUCCACCAUAUUACAGUACUCAGACAUAUUUAAUUCCAUUGAAAGAGGACAAGUAUUACCCAAUCAAGUUCUUAAAUUUUGCAACAGUUGGAGGUUCAGCCUUUCCCCCCAGACCUUGGUUACUUAAAGCAUUUGCAGUUCCAACCAAAGAUCAGAAGGAAAAGCAUUUCAAUAAGAAGUUGAGGGCUGCAAGAGUUGUCUCUGAGCAUGCUUAUGGCAUGCUCAAAGGUAGAUGGAGAAUCAUAUACAAGAAAACAGAGUGCAGCAGGAGAAACAUCAAAGUGAUAAUUAUGGCUUGUAUUGUUCUCCACAAUAUAUGUAUAGCGAGACAUGAUCCUUGCAAUCCAAGAUGGAAGCUUGAAGUCAAUAAGCUUCAGCUGGUAAAGAAAGCUACAAAGAGAACCAAGAACAAAAGACUUACUCAGCAAAUAGGGAACAGAAUUGCUGGAUGGUUAUGGUCUUUGCAUUAA
Paramuricea clavata is the source of this 474-nucleotide messenger RNA. Lineage: Eukaryota; Metazoa; Cnidaria; Anthozoa; Malacalcyonacea; Plexauridae. The record is from the annotation of a GenBank genome assembly.